AAUCGGCAUUACUAAUCUAAUGACCUUAAAAAUAUGGUCGAGGAAUAUGCAAGAGAACCAUGUCCAUAUCGGAUUGUUGAUGAUUGUGGUGGAGCAUUUGCUAUGGGUGCAAUUGGUGGUGGAUUGUUUUCAUUUGUAAAAGGCUGGAGAAAUUCACCUGUUGGUCACAGGUUUGUCGGUAGUAUUGCCGCAGUUAAAACAAGAGCCCCGGUUUUAGGAGGAAAUUUUGCAGUAUGGGGUGGAGUGUUUUCUACAUUUGAUUGUUCUCUUAUGGCUAUAAGGGGAAAGGAAGAUCCUUGGAAUUCAAUUGGUAGCGGUGCAUUAACAGGUGCUGUGCUCAUGGCAAGAGCUGGACCUGGAGCUAUGGUUCGUUCUGCAGCUGUUGGUGGAAUUUUGUUAGCAUUAAUAGAAGGUGUCGGGAUCAUGAUAACAAGAAUGACUGCAGACCAAUUCAAACCAGUUAUGCCACAAAUGCCACCUGACCCAUAUCAACUUCCACCUACACCAAAACCGGCUAAACAAAGUGAAACUGAUUGGGCUAAUACACAACCGACUUUUCAAUGAUUUUUGUUUAAAAGAAUAGGUUUGUUUACAGUCGAAUACGAUUUUCAUCUGUACAAAUUUUUUUUGAAAUCAGCUGCUACCUUUACUGUCUGUCCUGAUGACGUCAUUUGCAACUUGAGUUAUUCUCUCAAAAGAUAUGCUGAAACUGUAGCUAAAAAAAGCAGUAUAUGGACUGUCUCUUUAAUUUCGUAAAUAAAUUUUAUUGAAAAACGUUUAAACUAUGAAUAACAUACAAACGCUCUGUUGA
This is a messenger RNA of Hydra vulgaris (swiftwater hydra), 811 nucleotides long. RefSeq names its product mitochondrial import inner membrane translocase subunit Tim17-A. Gene Ontology annotation, biological process: protein import into mitochondrial matrix. Gene Ontology annotation, cellular component: mitochondrial inner membrane; TIM23 mitochondrial import inner membrane translocase complex. The record is from RefSeq and is a predicted model, not a curated record. NCBI's taxonomy places the organism in Eukaryota, Metazoa, Cnidaria, Hydrozoa, Anthoathecata, Hydridae. Gene Ontology annotation, molecular function: transmembrane protein transporter activity.